UGAGUAUUUAAACGAGUGUUUCGGUUUUAGACGCCUCUCUCUUUCGACCCCUUCCUUCUCCUUACAGUACGCCUAUCUAGGGUUUUAGCUUUCGCUUCUUCCUUCUCCCCAUCUCUUUUAUUCUUCAUAUAAACUCCUAAGAUGAGCAACAACAAAGAUAACCUCAGCAUGGCCGAUCUCAGCGCCGUUAUUAACGAGGAGGAUCGAGCAGGCCUUGUUAGCGCGCUCAAGAGUAAACUACAUUCUCUGGCUGGUCAGCACACUGAUGUGCUUGAGAAAUUGUCUCCAAACGUGAGAAAGCGCGUUGAGUUUCUAAGAGAGAUCCAGAGCCAACAUGAUGAAUUAGAGGCAAAAUUCUUUGAGGAGAGAGCAGCACUUGAAGCAAAAUAUCAAAAACUCUACCAACCCUUAUAUACCAAGAGAUAUGAGAUUGUGAAUGGCACUGUUGAAAUUGAUGGAGCAACAAACGAAGCAGCAAUGGACCAAGAGGGGGAUCAAGCUGCUGAAGACAAGGGUGUGCCUGAUUUUUGGCUCAUUGCAAUGAAGAACAAUGAUGUGUUGGCUGAGGAGAUAACUGAACGUGAUGAAGGAGCUCUCAAGUACCUUAAGGAUAUUAAAUGGUGUAGAAUAGAUGAUCCCAAGGGAUUCAAGCUCGAGUUCUUCUUUGAUCCCAACCCUCAUUUCAAGAACACUGUUUUGACAAAGACAUAUCACAUGAUUGAUGAAGAUGAGCCCAUUCUUGAGAAAGCAAUUGGGACGGAGAUUGAAUGGUAUCCAGGAAAAUGUUUAACACAGAAACUUCUUAAGAAGAAGCCUAAAAAGGGAUCAAAGAAUGCCAAGCCAAUCACUAAAACUGAGGAUUGUGAAAGUUUCUUCAACUUCUUUAAUCCGCCUCAAGUGCCUGAAGAUGAUGAAGAUAUUGAUGAAGAUACAGCUGAGGAGCUUCAGAAUCAAAUGGAACAAGAUUAUGACAUUGGGUCAACCAUUCGAGACAAGAUUAUCCCUCAUGCUGUAUCUUGGUUUACGGGUGAGGCAAUGGAGGGAGAUGAGCUUGGAAUGGAAGACGAUGACGAGGAUGAAGAUAUUGAUGAAGAGGAUGAUGAAGACGAUGAAGAAGAAGAGGAUGAGGAGGAUGAAGAGGAAAGCAAAACCAAAAAGUCAGCUGGGAACAAGAAGAGUGGAAGAACACAAGUUGGGGACGGUCAGCAGGGCGAGCGGCCUCCAGAAUGCAAGCAACAAUAAUUUUGAUUGCUGCAGUGUAUGUGAAGUAGCUGAAUUGAUGGUUGUAAGGGAGCGGAAAGAAAGGGGCUUGAAGUUUUGGGUGGUAGUUAAUUUUUUAUUUAAUUUAUUUUCACUUUGUCAUUACGAACAAUUGGUGUGGAGUUCUUCUUUCGCUUUACCCUUUUGUUUUGGAGAGAAUGUGAUCAAAUAGUUAGUACGAGCGAUUUCUUUUUGUUGAUGCAUGUUGGGAAUUUGCUGGAUGCGAAUGUUCUCCACGAACUUCACAUUCGACCUCUAUUUGUCCUAGUAAUUAUAUUUAUACCUAGUUUUGGUCUA
Molecule: messenger RNA, 1557 nt
Organism: Manihot esculenta (cassava)
Lineage: Eukaryota; Viridiplantae; Streptophyta; Magnoliopsida; Malpighiales; Euphorbiaceae
Product: nucleosome assembly protein 1;2
Exons: 12
Coding region: 142-1242 (366 amino acids)
Biological process (GO): somatic cell DNA recombination; nucleosome assembly
Cellular component (GO): nucleus; chromatin
Molecular function (GO): histone binding; chromatin binding
Source: RefSeq, a predicted model, not a curated record